Messenger RNA from Adineta steineri, 1068 nucleotides. The record is from the annotation of a GenBank genome assembly. Lineage: Eukaryota; Metazoa; Rotifera; Eurotatoria; Adinetida; Adinetidae.
AUGAGUGCAAAUGUAAACGGUAAACGACAGUGUGUAACAUGUAAUAAAAGUAGUGGUAUUCUAAUAUGUGAUGGAUGUCAACAAUUAUUUUGUAGUAAACAUACAAUUGAACAUCGACAAAAACUUGCUAAUCAAUUAGAUGAAGUUAUGCAAGAUUAUGAUCUAUUUCAACAAGAACUUGAUAAAUUAAGACUUAAUAAUUCUUUAUUGAAAAAAAUCGAUAAAUGGGAAGAAGAAUCAAUAACAAAAAUUCAAGUUGCUGCUGAAGUUGCACGAGCAGAUUUAAUGGAAAUUCUUACAAAUUCAAAACAACGAAUUUUUAAAACAUGUCAUGAUAUUGCACUCAAUGUUCAAUCAUCUCGUGAAGCGGAUGAUUUUUGUGAAUCGGAUAUUAAAGAAUGGAUGAAGAAAUUAGAUGAACUUAAAACACAAUAUACAACACCACCAACAAUUAAAUUAACUGAAAAUAAAUACUCCGUAAUUCCACUAAUUAUGAUUAAAACUAAUAAUUCAACGAAAACAAUGUUAAGGAGGAGUAGAUCAUCAUUGCUAUGUAUUGCACAAGAAAGAUUUUCACAAGUUUUUGGUACGGCUAUAAUUGAAGAUGAAGAUCUUCUUGCUAGACAUAUUGGUUGUCGAGGAGAAUAUGGAUUUGUUUUUGGUGAACGACAAUAUUCUACUGGUCGACAUAUGAUACGAUUUAUGAUUGAAUUUAAUCGACUAUUUUUUGAUACUUAUUUAGGAUGUGUUUCAUCUAAAUUAAAGAAUAGUACAAUGAAUUACAAUUCAUCAUUUGUUGCAGGUUGGUUUGGUUGUAAUGAAAUUUAUCAACAUGGUAUUUGCGAAGCAAAUGAUAAUGAAACUGGAUAUGAUAGUAGUGAAAUAAGAACAAAAGAUAUAUUAUGUCUUACAUUUGAUUGUGACAAACAUCAAAUUGAAUUCACUCAUGAAAGUACAAACAAAACUCAUAUACUAUCAGUUAAUCUUGAGAAGGCUCCUUUUCCAUGGCAACUUUUCGUUGUAUUAUCUCGACCAGAUGAUCGAAUAAAAAUUCUAGAUAAUAUAUAA